Molecule: messenger RNA, 401 nt
Organism: Aspergillus heteromorphus CBS 117.55
Lineage: Eukaryota; Fungi; Ascomycota; Eurotiomycetes; Eurotiales; Aspergillaceae
Exons: 1
Coding region: 97-318 (73 amino acids)
Source: RefSeq, a predicted model, not a curated record
CGAGCCCGCUGAACUUCUGCCAGCAGACGGUCGUCACACAGCCGCACGGCGAGCACAGCCCAGCAGAUACUGCUCCGUAGAAUUAGGCCGGCUGUAAUGCGGGAUUUGCCAUUGGAUCCGUUCGGACAUCCAUCUCUAGUUUCGCCACAGCCACUUGGACAAAGCAAGUCCCUCUUCCGGCAAUCGAACACGCUCCAGCGGUGGAGUAAGAAGGAAGCCGUGAAGGCAAAGCGCCCUGAACUUCCUUCGGACCUUCAGCCGCGUCAUCACGGAUGUCUCUCAUCCACUUUCCAAUCGAGGAAGAUCGAUCAUCCCUGACUCGAAAGGCGAUGGGAUGGCCGUGGCGGUCAUAGCACCCGUUCAAGCCCAAGCCCAAGCCAGCUGGACGGGGCAAAAAAAUU